AUGGGGCUUGCCCUAUCAUGGCUGAUCGACUGUUGCAACAACCAUGAAUACUGCCAUCGGCUGCAGCCUAACAGUUUACCUGAUCGAUAUCUUUACGUCGGACGAGAUCGUGAUCCCGAGCUGCGUAUCAACACUGGAUCGGAUACGGGCUACUACGCCACACUAAGCCAUUGCUGGGGAGGUAACAUCAACUUGCGGCUUACUACGGAAAAUUUGGAGGCGUUAAGCCGAGGCAUACCGUUAUCAUCCCUUCCCAAGAACUUCCAGGAAGCCGUCCACGUAUGUCGCGCGCUGAAAAUUGAGUACUUGUGGAUCGACUCGCUCUGUAUUAUCCAGAAUUCUAAGAGUGACUGGCAAGAGCAAGGUUCCAAGAUGGCAGAUAUCUACUCCAACUGCUUGGUUUGCAUUGCUGCAGACGCCGCCAAGGAUAGUGGGGGAGGCUUUCUUCGCACUCCCGGGAGACAACACGCGGCGAACCAGGCACAUGAAUUGACCACUGCCGGUAUUGCAAACGUCUAUGUUCGAAGACCAGCUAUUGAGGCAUACAACGUGUGCGUUAGCAGGCUCAAAUACAGUUGCCACACAUGGUCCGAACCAGCUGAUGGGCCAAGUCCUCUGAGCAGUCGAGGUUGGGUGCUCCAGGAGACGCUUCUUUCUCCACGAAUUCUGCAUUUCACAUCCGACGAGCUCAUGUGGCAGUGUCAGUCGAUAGCUCAAUGCGAGUGCGCUCCUGGGUAUACGGACUUCGUAAGGGAAGGGAGUUCCAAACCUGACACAUCAGUAGAAUUGUGGAGUUUGACUUGGGACACUGCUAUGGAAAAUUUCAUGGCGCGCAACCUGACGUUCCAAACAGACCGGUUAGAUUCAUUGGCUGGGCUUGCCAAGCGCAUGAAGAGUAAGGCCCAGGCAGAGGGGAUACGCACUUCUUAUGUGGCUGGGCUUUGGACGCAUACGCUGCGCAUGGACUUACAUUGGAAGCGCGAGGUGAAGGAACCGGAUCCUAACGUCUUCGACAAUGAACCAUCGGAGCCAUCGUUGGAGGAGCCUUUCAAUCCUAGCAGUAGAAUUGACCCUUACAUUGCCCCGACUUGGUCUUGGGCAUCCAUUACUGGUCGCGUUCAGCCAGCUUCCAAAGUCGGACAUUGGCGUGAGAAUACUCUGAGAUACAUGCAGGAAGAACUUAGGGAUGAACUUGAGCUUGAACCCAUCACUACAGACUACCUGCCGGCAAGUGUAAAUGCAUUUGGGGCUGCAAUGCAAGGGUCGAGCUUGACAUUGAGAGGCGAAAUAUUUGACGUUGUUGUAUCGCAAUACAACAAGCUCAAGGAUGAUAACUGGGGAGCACCGGAAUAUAUAGCUCAUUUUGUCGAUGUGGAAGAUGAUGUCCCUAACCCUGACGGGGACAGAGAUAUCACAUUCGAAGGCCGGCACGAAUGUUUUUUCGACACGGAUGAAGACGAAGAAGCUGUCAAAAUGGGCCAAAGAAACCUUCUGGCUUUAAAUCUAUCGAACUAUACGACAUUUAUACUCCUAGAGCAGCUUUACCGAAGUGGGAGCACCCGCGUCUGCAAGCGAGUGGGCAUAGUUAGUGAUUUUGAGUCUGAGUUUGGUCUUGAUUUCGACGUCACUCGAGCGGCUAUAUUUCAAGGGUGGGGGAAAAGGAGGAAGAUAAAAAUUGUGUGA
This is a messenger RNA of Colletotrichum truncatum, 1683 nucleotides long. RefSeq lists its product as uncharacterized. The record is from RefSeq and is a predicted model, not a curated record. Lineage: Eukaryota; Fungi; Ascomycota; Sordariomycetes; Glomerellales; Glomerellaceae.